AUUUGACACACUGUUGGAAAACCAGAGAAUUAAGGUUCAUAUGAUAAGACCGCGAACAGUAUAUGCUGAGGAAAUGUCUUUAUUUAUGGACAGCUCCAUCUACAAGAGGAUAGCCUUCAUCUUCUCCAUUGUCGGUUUGACGGUGGAAUUCUUGAGCUUCGUGUCCCCUUUCUGGAUUUCCAAGACUUUUACAAACGGGACCACGAUAAACGUGGGUCUGUGGCUGACAUGUGUUGACUUAGAUUGCACUGGCAUUAGCAACAGACCGGCUUGGUUGACUGUGGCUGCUGUGUUUGACCUCCUGUCACUCCUGUUCGGGAUAACGUGUAUCGUCUGCCUGUCUCUCUUCAUCUUCAAACCACAGCUUCUACCUAAAACCAGAAGAUGGCCGCUCAUCGUUGUCACCAUAUUCUCACUUGUCGAAGCUGUGCUGCAGCAGAUUGGUUGCGCCGUCUUCCUUAAAGCGGUUCACGACUCCCCCCAGUCUACGUCUCUGCUGCCGCAGAACGCCUUUGCAAGCCUCUCCUGGGCGGUGGCACUCAGCGUUCUGGGCGUCAUUUUCUACACAGUCGUCUGCAUCCUAUUGUUUACGGACCUCGUUAGAAUAUGUUUCGCUGUUCCAAACUAACGCAUAUUUAACCGUCACAUAAUAAAUUGCGCUAUAUUAUUGACUCAUUCCGAACCGACGACGAGAGCAGUUUUCUCCUCUGUGCUUCAACUCAAGUUUUCAUAGGCUUGACCAAACAAGGGAUAUUUGGAGUUCCGGGGCAAUAACUACAUUCUACAGAAGCUCUAGUAAAUUUGAAAUCACAAAACUUUUCUCAAAUCAACAUUAAAACGUAUGACUUUUCAACACUUUACACGACCAUUCCUCGCCAUAAAUAAAAGACUAGAUCUUUUGACAUCUUAGACAGUUGCUUUUUCAACAAAAAUGGAAAAAGGAAAUAUUCAUAUAUAGCGACCAGGCAUUAA
Messenger RNA from Ostrea edulis (European flat oyster), 972 nucleotides. RefSeq lists its product as uncharacterized. The record is from RefSeq and is a predicted model, not a curated record. Lineage: Eukaryota; Metazoa; Mollusca; Bivalvia; Ostreida; Ostreidae. The coding region runs from base 41 to 628 and encodes 195 amino acids. The transcript has 3 exons.